Messenger RNA from Magnusiomyces paraingens, 2529 nucleotides. RefSeq lists its product as uncharacterized. The transcript has 5 exons. Gene Ontology annotation, cellular component: COPI vesicle coat. Gene Ontology annotation, molecular function: structural molecule activity; protein binding. The record is from RefSeq and is a predicted model, not a curated record. Gene Ontology annotation, biological process: intra-Golgi vesicle-mediated transport; intracellular protein transport; endoplasmic reticulum to Golgi vesicle-mediated transport. NCBI's taxonomy places the organism in Eukaryota, Fungi, Ascomycota, Dipodascomycetes, Dipodascales, Dipodascaceae. The coding region runs from base 1 to 2529 and encodes 842 amino acids.
AUGAAGUUUGACAUAAAGAAAACUCUUCAAGUACGGUCAGAUCGUGUAAAGGGGAUUGAUUUUCAUCCAACAGAACCAUGGAUUCUUACUACAUUGUUUAGUGGUCGAGUCCAGAUUUAUUCAUAUGAAACUCAGGCCGUUAUUAAAACAAUUGAAGUUAGUGAUCUUCCAGUUCGUGCUGGUCGCUUCAUUGCUCGUAAGAAUUGGAUAGUCGUAGGAUCAGAUGAUUAUCAAAUUCGUGUUUUUAAUUACAAUACCUCUGAAAAGGUUUUUCAAUUUGAAGCACACCCCGAUUACAUUCGAACCAUUGCGAUUCAUCCUACUCAGCCAAUUAUUUUAUCUGCUGGCGAUGAUAUGACUAUAAAGAUGUGGAAUUGGGAAAUGAAUUGGAAACUUUUGCGCACUUUUGAGAGCCAUACUCAUUAUGUUAUGUAUGUUGCAUUUAAUCCUAAAGAUCCUAACACAUUUGCAUCGGCUUGUCUUGAUGGCACUGUGAAGAUUUGGUCCCUAGGAUCUUCGACGCCUAAUCUCACAUUUUUGGCUCAUGAAACGCGCGGUGUCAACUUUGUCGAAUAUUACCCACACCCAGAUAAGCCAUACUUAAUAACUUCUUCAGAUGAUAAGACUAUACGUGUAUGGGAUUAUCAAAUGAAAAGUAACGUUGCAACUUUAGAAGGGCAUACUAGCAAUGUUUCUUUUGCCAUUUUCCAUCCUGAGCUCCCAAUUAUUAUUUCGGGCUCCGAGGAUCGUUCAGUAUCAAUUUGGAAUUCGAAUACCUUUAAGUUAGAGCAAACCUUAAAUUAUGGUUUAAGCAGGGCUUGGUGUGUGACUUGCCGAAAAGGUUCAAAUUACGUUGGUUUGGGUUUUGAUGGUGGUGUUGUCGUUUUACAAAUGGGUAAAGAUGAACCUACUAUUUCUAUGGAUCCCACUGGAAAAAUCGUAUGGUCGAAGCAUUCGGAGGUAUUCAGUAGUGUUGUAAAACACUCAGAAGAAUUGAAAGAUGGAGAUUUGUUAACCCUUGCACAAAAAGACUUAGGAUCUGUCGAAGUUUUUCCAACACAACUUAUUCAUUCCCCCAACGGACGUUUUGUUGCUGUGACUGGCGAUGGUGAAUAUAUCAUUUAUACAGCCUUAGCAUGGCGUAACAAAUCCUUUGGUUCGGCUGUUGAUUUUGUUUGGGCUCAAGAUAAUAAUGAAUAUGCGGUUCGCAAUUCUAAUAACCAAGUUCAACUUUUUAAGAACUUUAAAGAACGGUCUGAUGCUUUGAAUGUUCCUUUUAAACCCACGAAGCUUUUUGGGGGGUCAUUGAUUGGAUGUAAAAGUGAUGAUUUCGUCUCAUUUUAUGAUUGGGAGACCGGCAGAUUGGUUAGAAGAGUUGACGUCGAUGCUCAACAAGUAUUUUGGUCUGAAGCUGGAGAUCUCGUUGCUAUCACUUCGGAAGAUACAUUCUAUGUGUUGAAGUAUGAUCGUGAUUUAUUCCUUGAAUCACUUAACAAUGGGACUUAUGAAGACGAUUCUGGAGCCGAAGAUUCUUUUGAUCUUAUCUAUGAUAUUUCAGAAUCUGUUAGAACAGGAAAAUGGGUCGGAGAUUGUUUUCUUUAUACUACGACCUCUAAUAAACUUAAUUACCUGGUUGGUGGGGAGGCAUACACCAUUAGUCAUUUCGAUAAACAAAUGUACUUACUUGGCUAUAUUCCCCGAGAUAAUGCCGUUUAUUUGGCUGAUAAGGAUGUCAAUGUCACUUCUUAUCAUUUUUCUCUUAAAGUACUCGAAUACCAAACUUUGAUUUUAAGAGGAGAUAUGGAUCUAGCCAGCGAAGUUUUGGAAGAUAUUCCUGAAACUGAAAAGACAAAAGUAGCCAGAUUCCUGGAAGCUCAGGGAUAUCCUGAAAUUGCUCUUGAAGUUUCUGAGGAUCCUGAGCAGCGGUUUGAUUUGGCCAUUACGUUGGGUAAUUUGAAAAUUGCUCAAAAAAUUGCUGCAGAUGUUAAUAACUCUCAUAAAUGGAAGUUACUUGGAGAUGCUGCCUUGAAGUCGUGGAAUGUUACAUUAGCUGAAGAAUGCUUUAAGCAAGCCAAUGAUUUAGAAUCGUUACUUUUGAUUUAUACUAGCACCGGAAAUAACGUGGCUCUCAAAGACGUUGCUAUGCAAGCAACAGAUCUUGGUAAAUAUAAUGUGGCUUUUAAUGCAUUAUGGUAUGUCCAGGACAUAGAUAAGUGUGUUAAACUUCUGAAUAAGACAAAUAGAAGUCCCGAGGCUGCUUUGUUAGCACUGAGCUAUGGUGGUGAUAUCAGUAAGUCUGUUGAUCUUUGGAAAAAGCAACUUGUAGCAUCCGGAAAGCAAAAGACUGCCGCUGUUAUCAUUUCGCCUGAGGACAGUCCUGAUAAGUUCCCUACCAGCCAAGUACAAUCAUUGGGUAACGGAUCAAAUGAAGGUGAUUUGAUUGAUAUUAAUGAGGCUGUCACAGAACCAGAAUCUUCAAAUGUCACCGAAGAGAACUCAGUAUCUCAACAGGUUAUAUCUGAAGAAUAA